AUAACCACAAGUACUGCAAAGCGCACGAACACCCAGGGAUCCCGAGGCUGGCUGUGGCUGCGGCUGCAGCUGCUUUGGUCCUGAUUAGUAGUGUGCCGAUUCACUAACCGUGUAUGCACUCUCGCAUCACCUGCACUCACUCGAAUCCCCGAUGAACACCAUGAUCCCAUUUCACCAUGUGCCUCGGGGCUCUAGUGCGGCCGUGGAAGCCUACACCAUGUUCCUGGUCCAGUGCGGAGUACCCCGAGGCAGCGAGCGGUUCGAUGCGGCCCUGGCAGCGGCCGGGCUGGGUGUGAGCACAAUACUGAACGACCCCAACUUCCCGGAAGCCCCUGAGAUUCCCGAAGUCAUCACCGAGGAGGUCACCGUUAGCAUUCCUCUGCCCGAGCUGUCGUUGAUGCCCGUUGAUGAGCCAGAGAUCUCUUCUCCGCGUCGCAGCGAGGGCUCUCGUCGGGCUAGUCUGGUUGUUCGAUACGCCCAUCGGAUAUCGAUGUGCGAGCGCCCGAUCGAUCUUGAGGACGUCGUCGAGACCCAGAACAGUUCCGCCGAGGACCAGGAAACGCAGCCGCCUGUGGGGCCGCCCGAGACUGCUGGGGAUAUACCUGUCAUUGCAGAAACCAGCACACAAGCCCAAAACGAAGCCGUGACGGAAGCACAAUCCGAAGCCGAGCCUGUCGCCGAGGAAACCGCGACCGAGCGGUCUGAGGCUACCAGACAACAAGACUCGCCGAUUCCCAAGGCGCCGAGUAUCCCGAUGUCGAGCCCCGGUCCUGUGGCGGCAUUCCCGAAUCCCAGAGUGCGGCCACCCGCGACAGCAAGAAUCCCAGGCGAGGGUAAUGUCCUCCAGGCCAAGCUCUUCGACCCGCUCGCCAACCUCAACAUGCCCAACCCGCCACGACCCAAUCCAGUCGUCGGCACACGGUAUCCAUAUUCAUCCAAAUCCAAAGUCAGCACACCCUCCGACGGCUUGGGUCCGGUUGGGCCGUUCUCCUACCGCAUCCAACCAAGCCACCCAUCUUCCAGAGACCCACGACCACCCACGAACUACGUCGGGGCGCGAGACAAUCACAUCGUCGGCCGAGGUGCUCUCAAGCCCAUCCCAAAUCCAUCGGCCCCGCUGUUGCCCCAGAGCAUGAAUCCCGCAACGAUAUCAAAGCAUCUGACCAACAAGCCGCUCAAGUACCUCCCGGAGCCGGUAGUACACGGGGCAGAUGCGACGGAUGCAGCAGGCCAGAAGGCCGACACUUUCGAGCCUGUCUCGGCGGCGACAGACCACGAAGUCGGCUCCGGCGUUGCUGGCGCUGUUGGGGCGACUAGUGUGUUCCCUGGACCAGGCUCGAUAUCGUCGUCGUCUGGACAAGGUAUGCCCAUGGGCAACCGAUCGAGGCUGGGCGGGUCGACUGGCGAUACCGCCGUCGUUAUUGGCGAGCGCAGCCAUAGCUUAACCGAUCAUAAGCGAAUCGACCCCGACUAUGCGGAGCCACUGGCAUACCAAUCCAGACUGGGUGGCUCUCAGCUCCGGAUCUCCCAACCCGACAGCGCCCUCGCUGGUGCGUCGCUUCGGUGGGGAGCAUCCCAGACCGUGGGUAUCCGCGACCACAAGCUUCCGGUGCUCUCUCACCCCGGAGCCAAAACCAUGAGUGCUACCUCUAUCCUUGACGAUCCAGAGCCAACAGCUGGUACACGAACCAGGCAAGGAUCGGAUGUUUCGGCCCAAGGGACAACGUGUGUGCCUGGGUUCUCACCGCAAGUAGAGUCGUUGUACAUCGGUCGCUCGGAGGUCCAGAACGCCAUGGCAAAGUCCCUGAAUACUGCCAUCCAGAAUCGGAACCGGCGGCUUGUCGCAGGAAGUCUGGUACCGACACAGGGCAAGAUCGAGCCGCUGAGGGGUGGCCGGCCCGGCCAUAUCACAGACAUCAACCCUGAUCUCAAGAUUGGCCCCGCUGUCACGUACAUCGCUGGGGAUCAUCGCACACUUCCGCCGCUCCAGCCAAAGCGAGAUAGCCUCGAGCAGAAACCAGCCCCCAUGUAGCGGGGGGAGUCUUGGCCUUUGGAACCUUGGUUGCUUGUUCUGGAUACUGAAUAUACACAUGGACAUC
This is a messenger RNA of Polychytrium aggregatum, 2099 nucleotides long. RefSeq lists its product as uncharacterized. Bases 152 to 2032 code for a protein of 626 amino acids. The record is from RefSeq and is a predicted model, not a curated record. Lineage: Eukaryota; Fungi; Chytridiomycota; Chytridiomycetes; Polychytriales. The transcript has a single exon.